CGAAUCUUAAUUGGGAACGCAGCUUGUGUGUCAAGUGGCUCAGAAAAGUGUCCCAGGAAGGAAGUAAUCCGAAUCCACUGGGGGUGAAUGAAAUCACGCAUUGAAACUUAGUUGAAAAAGAGCUCCCCUGGAUAGUCAUAUCAGCGUCUUCAAAAAAUGAGAAGGUAGGUUCAUGCGUUUUUAUAUUUCAGGUUUUUCGACAUAAUACGAAGCAACAAAGUCUACCUCAAGACGAAGCAUUUCUACCUGAGAGGGAGGAGUCCGAUGAGGAGGCACCCGCUAGCUUUCCACAGCAGGGGGCCUUCUGGGAAAAUCCGCUUUCCACUAGGUCGCUCAUCGCAGGCCUCGUUCGCGUCGGAGAAUCCCAGGAGGGUAUCGCAAACGCAAUGCGAGAUUCGCAGGUCGAGCACGACGAGUUCACCGGGAACGCAGCUGUGCACCUUGACGCCCUGCAGGCUCCUAGCCUCCUGAACCCAUGGCUGACGAUGCAGAGUUCAUGCUUCGCAGAGUCUGUGCCUUCCGAAAAGGUUUCGGGAAGUCCCCCGUCUCCCUGCUCUUAUACCUUUCCUGGCCAUUGUUACCUGCCGCCUGCCGUCGGCUACACGGAGCUACGCGGCGGAUUACCGCCGGCUUUUGCUUGCCCCUGGCUGACCUGUAUGCCUGAAGAAGGCAACGGAGAGGACGCGACCUUCGCCAUGGAAGUGCUGUACAACUGUGGGGAGCCCUGUGUACCGGUAGAGUGCGGAGAGAAGCGGGCGCUGCUGUACCCCUCUCGGCUGUGCCAGGGCAGCCGUGGUCUGUCAAUCUUGUACGGAGGCAUGUGGCUCACGCCAAAUGAGUUUCAGAGCGCCAGCGGAAGAGAGAAUGCCAAGGACUGGAAAAGAAGCAUCAAGCACAAGGGGAGGAAUCUGAAAUGGUUAAUCUCUAGAGGGCUGUUGAGUACUCAUCCCCCAGUUUGUGAACACACAGGAUGUGAUUUCCACCAGUUAACAGAUGGGAGUCAAGCACCAGGACAACUUUUGGGUCCAAGCAACCAGACAGAAAGCAAGGAUCUGUUAAUCUCCAAGAAUGAGGAGAAGAAGCAGGAGGAGAGCAAUCAUCUUGAAAGUAGUCAUUCAGGCUAUUUUGAUGGAGUCCUUUUGAAAGUAAAGAAUGAUCAAGAAGAGGCAGGUAUAAAGAAGUAUCUGCCAGGGACUAUUUCUAGCGCAGCUGCAGGAAGAAAACGACAAUUGCCCGAGACGGAAAGCUUGCUUUCAGACAACAGUGUGCAAAGUCAUUCACCCUCAGAAAAGCAGCACCGGACAUCAGAUCCACAAAGUGACAUGACACCCCGGGAGCAUUUAAGGAAGAUGUCUGCACUGGGAGAGCAGGGAAAUUUGGAAGAGAAGCAUUGGUACCGACUUGUGAACAAUAUGGCUGCAGGAGAGCUGCGACAAAGGCAGGAGGUAUUAAUGAGGAACCAAAUGACCAUGAAUGCUCAGUUAAUAAGCCCGGCACAGCAAAGGAUGCAGGCCAUAGCUCCCCCAUUUGAGCCUCGUUUCUUGGAGAGGGAUCUUGUAACUCCUGCUGAAAUGGUUCCCUCAGAAGCAAGGCAGAUGCACAUUGGCUCGCAUCUGGGGCCCCCUCUUCCACAACACUCAAGUAUCAUACCAAGUCGAGGCUUUCAGGGAGCAGGUUUUGGAUUUUUACCUUCUGAGCCUAUGGAUUCUGUUGCCCGUCGCCAAGAAAUGAUACACAAGCAAAACCUAGCCAGGAUGGAGAUGAAUGCCAUUCUUCAUCAAAAGGAAAUGGAAAGUGCACAUCAGAAAGGUUUACUUGGGAUGGAAGCACCAAUGCUGUAUCCUUCCAUUCCAACCAAUGCCAUAGCUUACCGGGGGAGGCACAGGCUUCAGGAAGGGCAUCUCCCAAGUGACUUGUUUGUCCAGCGUACAAAUUUAGAGGAUCUCCAAGGGAAUGCACUGCUUAUGUCCUCACACCCAUAUCCAACUGUCAACACUCUGCACAGGGAGAAAGUCCGUAGGUCUGGAAGAAGGGCUUCUAAUCAAAAAAAUGCAGACUGUAAUGUAGCUGGACAAAAGUACCAACUAGAAGAAAAGGUCAUGGACCAGGCCUCUGGAACUCCAGGGGAAGAAAAAGAGCUUGAAACAAAAGGUGAAUCUGAACAUGGGUCCACCAAUAAAGUGGACCAAGUGAAAAUGGAUGUUGACUUGUCAUCCAGUGGAGGGAAGAGUUACAAAGAAUGCGAACAGGGGCUAAGAAAAAGCUGUAACACUCAUGAAAGUUGUUCUGAUCCUACAAAUUGCAGUUCUGUGGACAAAGACCUUCCUAAUUCUUGCUCAUCUUUCCAUGAUAAAUAUACAUAUCCUGGAGCAGUUCCCCACACAGGAAUACCUUUUGGGUUUCCUGUGUCUAGCAAUGGACUUCUCCCUCCAGGAGCACACAGUGUAUUUAUUAAUGGAGAUGAAAUGUCUUCCAUUGAAGAUAUUCGCAAAUGGACAGUAGACGAUGUGUAUAACUUCAUCAAUAACAUACCUGGAUGCUCAGAAUAUGCACAGACAUUCAAGGACCAUGUCAUUGAUGGAGAGACUCUUCCACUACUAACUGAAGAGCACCUCCUUGACACGCUAGGCUUGAAACUUGGACCAGCUUUGAAAAUUCGAUCUCAGGUGUCUCGCCGACUGGGCAGUAUGUUUUACAUGAUGAAUCUGCCUCUCUCUACUGCUAUGUCAUCCAUGACAGAGAAGCCAGGAGACCAGUCCUCCGAUGUCAACUCUCCUGUUAACUGUAACAGUGCCAUUGACUUGCUAGGAAGCCCCUGCUCAAGAGAAUUAGAAAGCAGUAAACCUCAGGAACAAGCAGCUCCUUCAGAUACCAGUGUGGCUCUCAGCGAAACAACAUAGCUCUUCCUAAGCUGGAUUUGGAGAAAUGUUGAGCUGGAUUCAACUUUUUUUAUUCAUUUAUUAUGAAAUAUUAAAUGGUUCAGGGAAUCCUAUUUAGUAUAGCAUCUGUGGCCUUGAUUUAUUAAAGACUUUUUUUUUUUUUGAAAAUGGCCUAGUUGCAGUAUUAUUCUUAUAUACAACAUGUUGGAAAGGAAAAAAAAUUAAAUUGCACAUUCAGAAUGCAGAAUGUAUUGACAACUGUUUUUAAAGUGUUUGCAAGUUAAAAUAAAUGGGCUAAUUUUUUUUUUUAAAUGAAACAGUGAAUCAUAUCAAAAAUUAAAGUAAAGAUAAUAAUGUAAUAGCUUGA
Messenger RNA from Erpetoichthys calabaricus (reedfish), 3246 nucleotides. It is a transcript of the gene samd7, whose product is annotated as sterile alpha motif domain containing 7. The transcript has 13 exons. NCBI's taxonomy places the organism in Eukaryota, Metazoa, Chordata, Cladistia, Polypteriformes, Polypteridae. Gene Ontology annotation, molecular function: DNA binding; protein binding. The record is from RefSeq and is a predicted model, not a curated record. The coding region runs from base 387 to 2900 and encodes 837 amino acids.